AAGGUAGAAAAAGAAGAAUCUUUUUGCCAAAUUUCAUUCUCAUAGAAAACGAGCGAGUCUUGGGUGUGGCGAUGAUUUCAGCGACUGGAUGGUUGAGACCCACAAUCGGAACAAGAUCACCAUCUCCAAAUCCCAAAUCUUUUAAGCUUCGUGCGUCUUUCAUCGAAUACCCUCUAGCUAGCAAAAUCAUGGUCAGAAAUUUAUCAUACUCUACCAGUGAAACCUGUUUAAAGGAACAAUUUUCGAAUUUUGGGCAGAUAGCUGAAGUUAAGCUUGUUAAGGAUGAAACCACAAAGAAAUCAAAAGGGUAUGCAUUCAUUCAAUAUACGAAUCAAGACGAUGCCAUGAACGCCCUAGAAACCAUGGAUGAGAAGUAUGUUGAUGGCAGAGUAUUAUUCGUGGAACUUGCAAAACCUGUAAAAGACAGACACAGUGCGUACCCGAAAACCUCUGGACCACCCCAGCCCCAGCCCCAAAGACCAGUCUCCGCAGAAUAGGAGACGGAAGAUUAACGACCACAUGAAAUUAUAUAUACAACUGUUUCUUUUUGUUCAUGAGCCUCAGUUCUUGCUUCAGUAGAUAAUUUCAAUUGUUACAAAGUGACAUUUAUAAGCAGAAAUUCUGUAAAAUGCGAAGGAUUCCAUUAAGACCU
This is a messenger RNA of Cynara cardunculus var. scolymus (artichoke), 652 nucleotides long. Its product is annotated as organelle RRM domain-containing protein 6, chloroplastic. The coding region runs from base 72 to 497 and encodes 141 amino acids. Gene Ontology annotation, molecular function: mRNA binding; U1 snRNA binding. Gene Ontology annotation, biological process: mRNA splicing, via spliceosome. The transcript is spliced from 4 exons. Lineage: Eukaryota; Viridiplantae; Streptophyta; Magnoliopsida; Asterales; Asteraceae. Gene Ontology annotation, cellular component: precatalytic spliceosome; U2-type prespliceosome; U1 snRNP. The record is from RefSeq and is a predicted model, not a curated record.